AUGGAUCCGAUCGUGGAAGUGGUGGCUCUGGUCCUGGGGUUCAUUGGGUGGGUGAUGGUGGGGAUCGCCCUGCCCAACCGUUACUGGAGGAUCUCCACCGUGGACGGGAACGUCAUCACCACAUCCACCAUCUAUGAAAACCUGUGGAUGUCAUGUGCGACGGACUCGACCGGGGUGCACAACUGCAGGGAGUUCCCUUCACUGCUCGCUCUAAGUGGUUACAUCCAGGCGUCUCGAGCCCUGAUGAUCACGGCCAUAGCGUUUGGUGCCAUUGGACUGUUUGCGGCCCUGGUUGGAGUACAGUGCUCGAAGGCAGGCGGGGAGAACUAUGUCCUGAAGGGGAGGAUCGCCGGCACUGCAGGGGUCAUGUUCAUACUCCAAGGUUUGUGCACGAUGGUCGCAGUGUCCUGGUACGCCUUCAAUAUCACUCAGGAAUUCUUCGACCCGUUCUACCCUGGGACGAGGUAUGAAAUAGGAGAGGGGCUUUACAUCGGCUGGUGCUCGGCUGUGCUCGCCAUCGCAGGAGGGGUCUGUCUCACCUGCUCCUGCAAACUGGGCAAGGAGGAGCCAUAUCCUUUGCCUUAUCAGAACAGAGGAACCGUAUAUUCUGGAACUGCUCCGACCAGAAGCGUGGCUGCCAGUACUUACGGCCGAAAUGCUUACGUUUGAGCCGACUGUGAAAACAGAACUAUGUCGAUCAAAACCUCCUUCAAAUGCCCGGGUCACUUUCUGUUGAUGCACCUGACAUGUCCAAGUGUCCCCUUCUACUCUCUGCUGAACGUCCAUGCAUCCAAACACAGCACCACUGGACUGUAAAUAACCAC
Molecule: messenger RNA, 824 nt
Organism: Hippoglossus stenolepis (Pacific halibut)
Lineage: Eukaryota; Metazoa; Chordata; Actinopteri; Pleuronectiformes; Pleuronectidae
Gene: cldn15a
Product: claudin 15a
Exons: 5
Coding region: 1-669 (222 amino acids)
Biological process (GO): cell adhesion; bicellular tight junction assembly
Cellular component (GO): bicellular tight junction; plasma membrane
Molecular function (GO): structural molecule activity
Source: RefSeq, a predicted model, not a curated record